Molecule: messenger RNA, 611 nt
Organism: Microplitis mediator
Lineage: Eukaryota; Metazoa; Arthropoda; Insecta; Hymenoptera; Braconidae
Gene: Nedd8
Product: NEDD8
Exons: 4
Coding region: 123-356 (77 amino acids)
Biological process (GO): regulation of proteolysis; protein neddylation; modification-dependent protein catabolic process
Cellular component (GO): cytoplasm; nucleus
Molecular function (GO): ubiquitin protein ligase binding; protein tag activity
Source: RefSeq, a predicted model, not a curated record
UGCUCAUACUAUAACACCUAUAUGCUAUAAGAUGAUAUUUUUGUUAGCGUGAUACAUUAAAUCUGCAUUUAACUUGUGAUAGAAUUUGUAUUUUUUAAGGUUAACUUAUAAAAUUACCAAAAAUGUUGAUCAAAGUAAAGACUCUUACUGGCAAAGAGAUUGAAAUUGAUAUUGAACCCACGGAUAAAGUUGAAAGAAUAAAAGAAAGAGUUGAGGAAAAAGAGGGAAUACCACCACAACAACAAAGGUUAAUCUUCUCUGGUAAACAAAUGAACGACGAAAAAACAGCUCAAGAUUACAAGGUUCAAGGUGGCUCUGUGCUUCAUUUAGUAUUGGCAUUAAGAGGUGGUUUUUAGUUAAAAUAUAAAUAAAAGCAUUUGGUUUUUUUUUUUUUUUUGUAUGUUUAAAAGACUUACAUACUAAUUCAAUUGCUACUUUACUGAUUAAUAAUUUAAAUAAGAUGAGUAACAUUGACCAAAUAUGGAUGGAAAACUUGAAAACUUAUUAAUUCGUUUAUAAAUUAUUAUUAAUAAUAAUAAAUAUAAGCAAUGAUAAUUAUUUGUAUUUGUUUAAUUAUUAAUGAAAAUUAAAAAUAAAAUAAUUUAAUUAUA